CAGUUUUGAACAGACUGAUGAGCCCACUGAUGACAAUGAGUCUUCAACGCAGAUGUCAGAUGAAUUCGGUUCAGGGUUGCCAGUUCAAUGUUUUAAUACAUGCAGUUAUUCUACUUACGUAAUUCUGUAUGCCAAAGAAAAAUUUUUUGCCAAGAUUUCCACCAACGCUUCUAUGGAUGUAGAAGAAUACAAUGAAACUGCAUAUGUCUUGAACACAUUUGGCAUCUCAGAUGAAGCUGUUGUCUUCCUCAAAGGCCCGCUGGUCACACAUCUCAUGCCCUCGUUCUACAUCUUCAUCAUCCUCAUUAGUUUGCCCAUGAACGCUUUGGCCCUGGUGGCGUUCACCUGUAGGAUCCGAGAGAAGAAACCAGCGGUGAUCUACAUGUCUCACCUGGCGUGUGUGGACCUGCUCUUCACCCUGCUGCUGCCUCUGAAGAUCCACUACCAGCUGAACUCUUCAGAUUGGGUGUUCGGUGAGGCUCUGUGUCGUGUGAUCAGUGCAGCUUACUACUGCUACAUGUACUGCUCCAUACUGCUGAUGAUGUGCAUGAGUGUGGACCGGCUGCUGGCCGUGGUGUUUCCCAUCGCCUCUCUGACCUGGAGGAGCACGAGGAAAGCCUCAUGUGUGUGUGUGCUGGUCUGGCUGCUGGCGCUCGCUGGUACUGUACCUCUUCUCUUAGUGAGACAAACACUCAACACUGAGAAUGUGGGCAUCACCUGCCACGAUGUGUUGUAUCACACACAGCUGUAUGUGUACCUGUUCUCCAUCCUCUCCUGCCUCUGUUUCUUCUUGCCGCUUGUCGUCACCAUAGUGAGUUACUCCACCAUCAUAUAUGUGCUCAGUGUAAAGUCUGAUCACUUCGCUACAUCACCCUCAUCUUCAGACAAGCGAAGGAAAGCUGUGAUUCUGACUAUUGCUGUGCUAAUUGUAUUUGUCAUGUGCUUUGCUCCAACCAAUGGCAUCCUGUUGUACCACUGUGUUCAUUUAGCGGCCGGAAAUCACAGCGGGGAGGAAAAUUCUUCAUACACUGCUUACCUGGUAGCUGUGUGUUUGGGGAGUUCAAGUGUUUUCGUGGACCCUCUGCUGUACUACUAUGGGUCAUCUCAGUGCAGGAAGCAGUUCUGGUCUGUAUUAAACUACAAAAAGACAAAAAGGGCAGUAAAGCUUCAAGACGUUUAGGCAAAACCUUAAGAG
This is a messenger RNA of Puntigrus tetrazona (Sumatra barb), 1195 nucleotides long. RefSeq names its product proteinase-activated receptor 1-like. Gene Ontology annotation, biological process: positive regulation of Rho protein signal transduction; blood coagulation; positive regulation of blood coagulation. The transcript is spliced from 2 exons. Lineage: Eukaryota; Metazoa; Chordata; Actinopteri; Cypriniformes; Cyprinidae. Gene Ontology annotation, cellular component: membrane. Gene Ontology annotation, molecular function: thrombin-activated receptor activity. Bases 53 to 1180 code for a protein of 375 amino acids. The record is from RefSeq and is a predicted model, not a curated record.